UUGGGUAUAAAAAGGAUGUUUGUAUUCCCCUCAGCUCUUCUUCGUACACAACAAGAACAGACACUCUUCCCACUCUGGUUCCUCUGAUCCUCUGAUCCUCUGAUCCUCUGAUCAACAUCGCCCUUCAAGAUGAAGCUGUCUACUCUCCUCGUCAGCGCCUGCUACAUGGUCGCCACGGCCUUUGCUGCCCCUCCGGUUCAGUGGGAACGUCUCGACAAGGACAAUGCGCUUUUGGUCAUCCUUGAUCUCCAGGUCGGCUUGUACGGUCUCGCGCGCGACUGGGACCCGACCCUGUACCGCGACAACAUGAUGGCCCAUGCCCAGAUUGGCAAUCUGUUCAACAUCCCCACCAUCAUGACUACCUCUGCCCAGCAAGGCCCCAACGGUCCCCUGCCCAAGGAGAUCCUCGAGGCGUACCCCAAUGCUACUCUCAUCAAGCGCCAGGGUGAAGUCAACGCCUGGGACAACGAGGAAUUCCGCAACGCUGUCAAGGCUUCCGGCAAGAAGCAGAUCAUCCUGGCUGGCAUCACGACCGACGUCUGCACCGCUUUCCUCGCUCUCUCCCUGCGCUCCGAGGGAUACAGCGUCUGGGCCAACAUCGAAGCCUCGGGAACCACCACCCCUCUCAUCCGUGAUGCUUCCAAUGACCGCAUGCAGAACGCGGGCGUCCAGCUCGUCAGUACCUUUGCUAUCGUCUGCGAUCUCAUGCGUGACUGGCGCAACACCCCUGGCGCCGCCCAGCUCAUCCCCUGGCUCGACAAGUACUAUCCUGCCUAUGGCUUCGUUGCCCGUGGACAUCUUGCCGCUAUUGAGAACGGAACCGUUCAGCCUGGCGAGGCCGGCCUUGUUUAAAGCGCUGAGCCGGUGUUUUCUUUCUAGGUCUAGGAGACCAGGCCGGGGGGGGGAAUGUGAACACCUUUUACGGCACUUCGAGAUUCAAGCUAGUUCCAGCAUUAUGUUAUUUACCGCUUAUGCUUAUGUAGAAGAGGCUUAAUAAUAUCCAAAUAAUUUGC
Messenger RNA from Monascus purpureus, 1013 nucleotides. The record is from the annotation of a GenBank genome assembly. NCBI's taxonomy places the organism in Eukaryota, Fungi, Ascomycota, Eurotiomycetes, Eurotiales, Aspergillaceae.